Pantherophis guttatus is the source of this 2130-nucleotide messenger RNA. RefSeq names its product protein SPMIP1. The record is from RefSeq and is a predicted model, not a curated record. NCBI's taxonomy places the organism in Eukaryota, Metazoa, Chordata, Lepidosauria, Squamata, Colubridae.
ACCAAGCACCUCCAACAAUCCUGCACCAGGGCUUGCCUUUGCAUGCAGGCUAUGAGGGGCCUACUAACUAGCCAGGAACAGGAUGGCUGGAGAGAACUGAUUAACAAGGAGGUUUUCUGCAGGAUCAACUGGAAGGCAAAAUAUGGACGAAAAUGUACCCAGCGCCUGCCUGAUCAUGGCAUCUCCAGGCAAAAGUGUUUGUUUCCUGACAUCUACCUUCCCAAGGAGGACUCAAGCUCUAAAAAUCAAGAAGGAGUUCCCCAAAAGGAGGAUCGCCAGGCACCAGCAGAAGAGAAAGUUGGGCUAAGUCUUCAGGAGCCUCUUCCAGAGAUGAGGGUCCCAACCCCAGAGACCACACAGCUGCUAUAUAAGGGCUUCUCCCAUGAAGGUAAAGGAAGGCAGAAGUACCUCAAAGAGAGAAUGAUGAAGUCUCCUGAAGAAAAGUUUUGUUACCCGGUGCUGUCUUCGUGGGAGUAUGGUUGGCGCUUAGCCCCUGAGAUAUCGAAACACUGCUAUCAAACAUCAGUCACUUUGAUGGGGACAUGAGCUGCAAGGAAAACUGCUUUUGAAAAGUUGGCUGGUUCAAAGAAAGCUGCAGCGAACUGGUCUUGCAGGCUUGAAGACUGUGUAUCUAUAGAUGUUUUCUUACUUGGAGGUGCAUGUAGUAAAACAUCACUAUUCAUUAAUGUCCUCCUCUUCUAGGAUAUUUUACUGGCCGUCCUUGCUCUGUGGCUGGCAUCAGCCCAGCCAUUGCUAGCCAAAGCCCAAUUGCACUGCUAUUCCCUCCUCCCAGUCUUCCACCUGUUAGGACCUACGUGAGGCUGGGAGUAUCCUGCUGGACUUCCCAGGUCUUAUUUUCAAGGAAUCCACUAUUAGUAAACCCAGCAAAGAGUAGCACUCUCCAGAAAUACCACCUCCCAUCCCAUUUGUGGCUUCCAAGAGAGAAUGGCUGUCAGGAGUGCCAGCAAGUGGUUGACACUGUGGGUGUAGACGUGGACAAAGCUUCUGAAGUGAAAUGUCUCAACAAAGAUUUUUGAGAUUUGUUAUGAUUGGGGGCAGGAUUAAGCUAAUGGUAACUGGCCUAAAGGAUGGGAAACAGAGCAUGGGGAAAUGUAGAUGUUAAGAUAUUACUUCAGGAAGUAUGUAUGAUGAUUCUCAUAUGAUGGAUUUUUUUCCAGUUUUCUUUUGUCAUUGAAAUGGAGCAAUUGUUUUAUAGAGGUAUGGAGGGAAGAAAACUAAGAAAAUCUCAUUUUAGAAUAAAAUUAAUUUCUUUCUCUGCCAAGAAAUGUACAUUUCCCUCACUCUGAAGAAGAAAUUGAUUGUUGCUGGAUAAUAAUGUGUUGAUUUUUGACCUAGUCUCCCUUUUAGAUAUACUGUAUAUUUAAUAUUAUUAAGUUCAGAUUUAAUGAAAUUGUAUUUUAAAUAAUCAGCAUUUUGUUUUGUAGGAAUCCAUCCUCAGUGUUAAUUUAUGUAUGGGGUAGGAAUUCCAAACCUAGUUUUUUGCAUUGGGCCUAUAUUCCUUAAACCUAUCUCAGGCAAAUCUUUUUCUAAGUUGAUAAUUUUCAGGGGUUUUAGGACUAUGAUUUAGAAUAGAAUAGAAUAACAGAAUUGGAAGGGACCUUGGAGGUCUUCUAGUCCAACCCCCUGCCUAGGCAGGAAACCCUACACCACUUCAGACAAAUAGUUAUCCAACUAGCUUGAUUCCCUCUUCUUUGUGGCAGCCCCUGAGAUAUUGGAACACUAUCAUGUCUCCCUAGUCCUUCUUUUCAUUAAACUAGACAUACCCAGUUCCUUCAACCGUUCUUCAUAUGUUUUAGCCUCCAGUCCCCUAAUCAUCUUUGUUGCUCAUCUCUGCACUCUUUCUCGAGUCUCCACAUCUAAAGAGGUUGGCAUGAUAAAGACAUAUAGACAAAUGGAAAACAACUACUUUGCCCAUGGAUCAAAUCAAAGCACUAAUACAUUUGCUUACUUAUCUUCUGAACUUUGCUUUAUUGCAAUUUGGAGUCAUUUUACUACCUUAUACGCAGAAAUCAGAACAGCUCUAUGUGUGCAGUAGUGGUGGCAUUACCACCACCACUAGAAUCAGGUGGCUUUAUAUAUUGCUAAAAUAAAUAAAGUACUGUGAAUAUA